AUGGUAUGCAUUUACUUUAUACUGUUAAGUGUAGUAUACAGUACAAGUUGGGCUGCUUCCCUCAAGGAUGCAGACUCUCUGUUACAGAACCUUUUCGCGUCUUACAACACUGAACUACGCCCAGUUCAAGACCAGGACCAACCGGUCCUCACCUCGAUUUUAUUUUCUCUGAUCUCCAUUAACAGUUUUGACGAAAUAGCUGGAGUCAUAUCCGUUUCGGGAGGACUAAUAUUAUCAUGGACAGACGAAAGACUAACAUGGGACCCAAAUGCAUUCGGCAAUUUGACGGAAACCACAAUUUCUCAGAAUACAAUAUGGCGACCAAAUCUAUUUAUUACUGAUCCGUUAUCUGAAGAUUUCUCUGUUGGACAUCAGGAUUUCAAGAUAAGGGUAACAUCUGCUGGACACGUGAGUUGGUCUCCAGGAGGAAUGCUAAGAGGACUGUGUAUACCAAAUGUAAGCAAAUUUCCCUUUGAUACCCAAACAUGUAAAAUAGAAGUAUUUGCUUAUGGAUACACUCCAAGUGAAGUUUCCUUUAUAAUACUGUCACCUACAGUGUUACUAACAUACUUCCAUCAGAAUAGUGAAUAUAUUCUUACAGGAUCAAAAGCCAGUGUGCAACACCUCAUGUCAGAUAUCGCAGAAUUUCACUUCAUAUUGAAAAGAAGAUCGCUGAAUGUCUUGGUGAGCAUUAUUUUGCCGAUCAUCAUGUUGUCUCUGAUCAAUCCGUUGGUCUUCAUUCUGCCAUUCUCUUCAGGGGAGCGUUCCUCAUACAGUAUCACAGUACUGCUAGCCUUCACUGUGUACAUGACUGUUGUGAGUGACAAGAUGCCUGAAUCUUCAGAACCAAUGUCCUACCUUUCCUUCUACAUACUGUCUCUUCUCGCCAUCAGCACAAUCAUCGUCACCACGAACGUCUGUCAAAUCCGAAUACGAGAAAAGGAAGAAGGCUCAGUGCCACAAUGGAUCAUCAACUUAUCAUUUCUGCUGAAGUCAAACAGACAAGUGCGUGAUGAAAUGUUGGAAGACUCUGAUAUGACCCAGCAAAACACUGAGAUGAAUCAUCCAUCAACCAUUCAAGCCCCAAUAGAUGAAAUUAAAGACAGGAAGGACAAGAUGGCCGAUAUACAGCCUCCUGGAAAUGUUACAUGGAAUAAUAUAGCAAAUUAUUUAGACAAAAUGUACUUCAUAAUAUUCCAGACUCUGAUCAUUGUGUUAACUAUAGUGUUAUUUGUAUUGACUACCUCUGGAGACUGA
This is a messenger RNA of Ylistrum balloti, 1257 nucleotides long. Its product is annotated as acetylcholine receptor subunit alpha-like. The transcript has a single exon. NCBI's taxonomy places the organism in Eukaryota, Metazoa, Mollusca, Bivalvia, Pectinida, Pectinidae. Gene Ontology annotation, cellular component: membrane; neuron projection; synapse. The record is from RefSeq and is a predicted model, not a curated record. Gene Ontology annotation, biological process: nervous system process; monoatomic ion transmembrane transport; signal transduction. Bases 1 to 1257 code for a protein of 418 amino acids. Gene Ontology annotation, molecular function: transmembrane signaling receptor activity; extracellular ligand-gated monoatomic ion channel activity; neurotransmitter receptor activity.